CAUGUAUCUGACUGAUUGAAUGCAAGCAAGCAAGCAAGCCUACGGACACAGAGAUCUCUAAGGCCAUGGCUUAUUAAGCCAUGGAAAAUAUUUAGUUUUCGCCUUUUUGUCGUGUACCUUUACGGUUUUGAAUAAAUAUGUGGAAAUAUGUGUCGCGGCGGAUUAGAGACACGUUUGAGAGAAGCGUUAAUCAUUUUGACAAACGCAGUUCUGCAGGUGUCGUAAAUACUUCUGGUAGUGUACCGGAUGAGAAAAGCAAGCGAUCUGCUCCACCGUGUCGCUGGUUUUGCUCGCGGAAGUGUUGGGGCUCAUUCCAAGGAGAUAAUGACACUAACAGCAAGCGAUGGAACUUCGAACAACUGAAUCGCUCUUGGAUUGGUGCCAUAACAUGGAGUGGUGCACUUGUAGUGGGCUGGUACACAAGCCAGCUGAUCCAUCUGAAACUUAAGUAUCUCUCCAAACAACAAAAGAAGGACCAUCUGUGUAACAAUACUUUGCUAUCAUUACUUCAUCCAUACAUCAACUGUGUGAAUAAAAGUCCAGUAUAUUUGAAUUCUGCUUCCCAAAUUGAAAAGGUUGUACAAACCUUUACUCCUAAGGUGCAUUUCAUUUCUAAUGAACAAAGUGAAGCAAGCAAGGAAAGUAGCAACAGCAGUGGUAACACUGCACCUCCUGAAGACAACUUGGGAGAUGUGUUGAACUCCAUUGAGAAUAAGUUGGGUUUGGCAGCGAUAGAAAAUGGUCAGCACAAAGAUGGACUCAAUUUGUUGAGAUCAGCAGCAAACCGUAAUCAUGCACCAGCCCUAUAUAAUUUAGGGUUGUGUUAUGAAAUGGGAUUAGGAGUAUCCAUCAAUGAAAAAACUGCUAUGGAGUUGUAUCGUUCAGCUGCUGCUUUAGAACAUCCAGGUGCAUUAUACAACUUGGGGGUGUACUAUGGACAAGGACGUGGAGGCCUCACCCGCGAUACCGAUAUGGCCACCAGAUUGCUUCGCCUGGCGGCUGUGCAAGGCCAGAAAGAUGCCAUUGAAGCUUUGAAGUCACUCGACAUAGAUAUGUCAGAACCUCCAAAGCAAGGUGAAUACAACUGGGCGUAUCAUCGUUGUACACCGGAAGAAAACAGUAUUGUACCAAUGCAUACUACACUUUUUGUUGAAAAUGUUAAUUAUUUGCGAUUUCCAAACCAAGCUACUGUUUACUAGAUCAGAAUGGUAUUUUCUAAUGUAUAAUAUAGAAUUUUAAAAUUCUAAAAUAUAAAUCUAAUCAAUUAUAUUUCAAAGUGUAUUUUCUUCCAGUAGCAACGGAAUUAGCCAUGUUUCUUUUAUGUUGUAGGGGUAAGAUUGACAAAGACAAAUUUUGAAAUAAGAUUUCAUUAUAUUUGUGAAUUAAUUAAUGUGAUUUUGAUUACAUGCUUUAUAGAUAUAAGGUACUAUGUUUCCUGGUGUAAUGGUAAUAAAGAAAUGAACAAUUUCAGCUUCAA
This is a messenger RNA of Pectinophora gossypiella (pink bollworm), 1477 nucleotides long. RefSeq lists its product as uncharacterized. Gene Ontology annotation, molecular function: protein binding. The coding region runs from base 138 to 1199 and encodes 353 amino acids. Lineage: Eukaryota; Metazoa; Arthropoda; Insecta; Lepidoptera; Gelechiidae. The transcript has 4 exons. The record is from RefSeq and is a predicted model, not a curated record.